Limanda limanda (common dab) is the source of this 1203-nucleotide messenger RNA. RefSeq names its product chromobox homolog 1b (HP1 beta homolog Drosophila) (gene cbx1b). Gene Ontology annotation, cellular component: nucleus; pericentric heterochromatin. Bases 193 to 795 code for a protein of 200 amino acids. NCBI's taxonomy places the organism in Eukaryota, Metazoa, Chordata, Actinopteri, Pleuronectiformes, Pleuronectidae. The record is from RefSeq and is a predicted model, not a curated record. The transcript has 6 exons. Gene Ontology annotation, biological process: negative regulation of transcription by RNA polymerase II; chromatin organization. Gene Ontology annotation, molecular function: chromatin binding.
UGUUUUGUUUCCCUCCUCUCGCUCCACACGAAGGGGCGGAAUCGAACCAUUUUCAUCACAAACCGUACAACUCGGAGACAAAGCCCUGGUUGUGUGAGCACCUCCUCCUCUCGCACCUCCUCCUCUCGCACCUCCUCCUCUCGAACCCAGUGAUCGAAGGAACCUGCUGGUCCCCAGGUCCACCUGAGGAGCAUGAGUCUGAAAACAGAACCCUCUCCCGAUGGUCCCGCUGCUACAGAAGAGGUGAGCAAAGCGCCUUCGCCUGAGAAGAAGGAGAAGAAGCCAGACGAUGUGGCUGCUGCUGAGGAGGAGGAGGAGGAAGAGUACGUCGUGGAAAAGGUGCUGAAUCGGCGUGUGAUGAAAGGGAGAGUGGAGUAUCUUCUCAAGUGGAAAGGCUUCUCUGAAGAAGAUAACACGUGGGAGCCAGACGAUAACCUGGACUGUCCAGAUUUGAUUGCAGAGUUUCUGCAGUCCCAGAAAACCGCUCACGAUGGAAAGAGGAAGGCGGGGGGGGAGGCGGAAGGAGACGAGAGUAAAUCCAAGAAGAAGAAAGACGACCCAGAGAAGCUCCGGGGCUUCGCUCGAGCUCUGGACCCGGAGAGGAUCAUCGGGGCCACGGAUUCCACAGGAGAACUCAUGUUCCUCAUGAAAUGGAAAAACUCCGACGAGGCCGACCUGGUGCCGGCGAAGGAAGCCAACGUGAAGUGUCCGCAGGUCGUCAUCGCCUUCUACGAGGAGAGACUCACGUGGCACUCGUAUCCCACCGAGGACGAGAAGAAGGAGGACAAGAACUAACACAGGGCCAAGAAAGGGAAUUUCAUUGUACUUUCAACAGGGGGGGGAGCAGAGACAAGUGAGGCACCACUGGACUCACUCGUCUCUUGGUGUAGUAUCAUCUACUUUUAUCUGGAUAUAAUCUACAUGUAUAUAAGCUUCAGAUCCAUCUGAAUUAAGACAGUGUUCAUUCUCAGUAUCCGUUCCGAGUUUUAACGAGUUGUCCGACUAUUUCAGUCUGCUCUCCGCUGACGUUUUCAUUUCAUCAUCGUGCCAUUUACUCAGUUCACCGGUGCUGUUUGAGGGUGACAGCGUUUCCUCUGAGCUGUGACCUUUGGACUUGUUAGGUGUUCGGUGAUGAAGUCUCUCUGUCGUGUUUUUCAUUGUGUGUUGCUUCUCACUUUUUGAAAAUAAACCACUUUUUGUUAC